AUGAUCACGGGCUGGAAAGAUCUCCCAAACGAGGUAAGUUUCCACUUCACUUUAACUCAUGCAAAUCUUCCUUGAAUUUUUUGCACUGUUUUUUUUCCUCGAUUUUACAUAUUUUAUUACUACCAGGUGCAAUAGAUUGAAUUCUUUCCUUAUGUACUUAUAUUUUUAGAUACGGCGGAAUAUAUUCAAUUAUAUUGAAAACAUUGACACUAUGGCAUCGUUAGAUAAAACCGUUUACAAAUGCAUCAACCGAGACUUUAAAGAAAUGUGUUAUCGAGACGGAAUCUACAGGUUUAAUCAAGAAACUUGGGCUACCGCUUUCAGUUUGUACGUUUCCCUACUGUAUUUUUUCAUAAAAUAGUGUUGUUGGUGUUAGCAUACGGAGAUGGUAGUAAGGUGUAAAUAAUGACUGGCACACCGUUAUGCACAGCAGAAAAUAAUGACUGACCUUUUAUAACUAUACUUUUACCCAACCCUUGUGGCUUAUCCUUGCGCUGCUCUAAUUUCUUUGUUUUAGGACGCAGUAUCGCGCCUUUUAUUCCUUUGAAUCUAGCGUGUUCAACUGUCCUUAUACUGGAAAGGUUGUGUUUUACUUGAAGCCUCAUCAUGUCAUUCUUUCUCACAUCGACUUUUCCCACUUAAAAUUCGAAUAA
Bursaphelenchus okinawaensis is the source of this 653-nucleotide messenger RNA. Lineage: Eukaryota; Metazoa; Nematoda; Chromadorea; Rhabditida; Aphelenchoididae. The record is from the annotation of a GenBank genome assembly.